Messenger RNA from Trifolium pratense (red clover), 1026 nucleotides. RefSeq lists its product as uncharacterized. NCBI's taxonomy places the organism in Eukaryota, Viridiplantae, Streptophyta, Magnoliopsida, Fabales, Fabaceae. The transcript has 3 exons. Bases 1 to 1026 code for a protein of 341 amino acids. The record is from RefSeq and is a predicted model, not a curated record.
AUGAAUGGUUGGAAUGAACACUUGGAACAAGAUGGUGAUGAUGAUGAUAUUUUUGAAGAAGCUUCUCUUUUGGCUGCACUAGUUGGUGAGUAUGCAGUAAAUAAUUUAUGCAAAAAACCGUGUAGAACUAGUGAACUAACCGGUCAUUCAUGGGUUCAAGAAAUAUUACAAGGGAAUCCCACUCGUUGUUAUGAAAUGUUUCGAAUGGAAAAACAUAUUUUUAACAAAUUAUGUACUGAAUUAAUGGAACAUGGUUUAAAGUCUUCUAAACGUAUGGGAGUUGAAGAAAUGGUUGCAAUGUUUCUAGUCAUUGUAGGCCAUGGGGUAGGCAAUAGAAUGAUUCAAGAAAGAUUUCAACACUCGGGUGAAACGUUAGUGCUAGUGACCAAACCAAGUUUAUCGGAAGAAAAUCCAACACAAAAUAUUAUGGUUGUAUGUGAUUGGAAUAUGUGCUUCACUUUUGUGUUAGCUGGUUGGGAAGGUACUGCCCAUGAUGCUCGUGUUUUUGAUCAAGCUCUUACAAAGAAAGAGCUUAAUUUUCCACAUCCUCCUCCGGAUAAGUUUUAUUUGGUAGAUUCUGGGUAUCCAACACCAGUAGGAUACAUUGGUCCUUAUAGAUGUGAACGCUACCAUCUUCCCGAGUUUAGACGUUCAAAUAGAUUUGAAAAUCAUAAUGAAGUAUUCAAUUAUUACCACUCAAGUUUAAGAUGCACAAUAGAAAGAACUUUUGGGGUGUGGAAGAAUAGAUUUGCAAUCCUACGUCGCAUGCCGAAGUUCAAAUAUGAAACACAAGUUCAAAUAGUAGUCUCAACAAUGGCAAUACACAACUUUAUCAGAAGAACUGCUGAAGUGGAUAGUGAUUUUAAUCUUUAUGAAGAUGAAAACACAGUCAUUCACCAUGAUGAAAUUCAUAGAUCAAAUAACUUAGAUCCGUCACAAGUUUUCAAUGUAGAUUUUUCGUCAGAGAUGGAUCAUGUUCGAGACUUAAUUCGUAAUCAAAUUAUAGAAUCUAGGUUAAAUAAUUAG